Messenger RNA from Rhineura floridana, 1790 nucleotides. RefSeq names its product chemerin-like receptor 1. The transcript has 2 exons. Bases 138 to 1169 code for a protein of 343 amino acids. Gene Ontology annotation, cellular component: plasma membrane. Lineage: Eukaryota; Metazoa; Chordata; Lepidosauria; Squamata; Rhineuridae. The record is from RefSeq and is a predicted model, not a curated record. Gene Ontology annotation, biological process: phospholipase C-activating G protein-coupled receptor signaling pathway; complement receptor mediated signaling pathway; inflammatory response. Gene Ontology annotation, molecular function: G protein-coupled receptor activity; complement receptor activity.
UCUUGGCCGGAGACCAAGAUCUUAGCCAGGCGAGGGAGGCAGGCAGGCGGCAACCAAGAAACGCCAGUUUCCUGUAAAAGGACUUCAGUGAAAGACAAGGAAAGACCUGACUCCUGAAUCUUCCGACAGGUUCCACCAUGGAUGUUAACGUCACUGCCUUGUGGCCUACCAGUGCAUCCUUGUUAUUGUCCUCUAAAACCAAAAGUGUCGAGAGCAAAGUAAUGGACAUGAUUCAGGUCUUCUUCUACGGCAUGGUUUUCCUGCUUGGUUCUGUCGGUAAUGGAGCCGUGAUCUGGAUCACAGCCCGCCAGGUCCUGCGUACUGUCAAUUGCGUCUGGUUCUUCCACCUAGCCUUGGCCGACUUCCUGUUCUCUGUGAGCCGGAUAGUGCCACUGCUGAAGAAUGCUUUCUACGAAGGAUGGCCCUUUGGGAGCUUCCUGUGCCGAGCCAACAGCUUCAUCAAGUACCUCAACAUGUUCUGCAGCGUCUUCCUCUUGGCCUCCAUCAGCUUAGACCGAGCAGUCUCCGUGGCCUACCCGGUGUGGUUCAAAAACCACCGUGGACCCCGCUUGGCAUGGGUGGCUGCCCUCGGGGCCUGGUCUGUAGCUACUGCCACCAGCCUCCCUUUCUACUUUUACCGUAGCGUGGUUACAGAGAAGGGUAACCGGACCAAAUGCUCCCUCGCACUGGGGGACGGGGAGACAGUAAAGUUGGCCUUGUAUCUCCUGAGGUUGGUUUGUGGGUUCCUGGCUCCUUUUGCCAUCAUUGUGGUCUGCUACGGAAUCAUCGCUUGGAAGCUGAGGAGACGGCAGGCCACCUUCCGCUCCAAGAAACCCUUCAAGGUCAUCUUGGCCAUUGUAAUCACGUUCUUUCUCUGCUGGGCACCAUACCAUCUCUUCCUUCUACUCAAAUUGGCAGGCGUGAAGGGCCAAGGGAUUUCCGUGGGCCUCCCUCUCACUUCCUCACUGGCCUACCUCAAUAGCUGUACUAACCCCAUCCUUUACUUCUUCAUGGGCCUGGACUUCCGCAGAAAGCUAAGCCAUUUCAACUUCUCUGGGGCUUUCAGGAGAACCUUGCUUGAAGAUAGUGGCUACUCCUUGAGAAGGCCUACCAAAUACCAGAGGGAAGCAGCUUCUUCCAUUGGUGUGCUGGACCACUCCACUCCGUAGGGUGCUGUAAGCAAACUCAAGGUCCUGGAGGCCAGUUGGCUUGUGAGGCCUGUGUAUCACAGUUUGCUAAAAUAGUAUUUAUCUAUCACGUUGAAGGAAUGUGACAUUUUAGGCCAGCCACUUCUCUCCCCCAAAUGUAGAGUGGGUGAAAUUUGAUCAUGUGGUACACUGUUAUGUUUUCUGAACAUUAUAAAACCACAGAUAACUGCUGUGUUAAAAGGAGGGGGGUAAGAUUUGUGGUAGAUCCAUUCCUUGACCCAGGGAUCCAUUCCUUGACCCAGGCCUGGAUUUUCAGAAUGUCCUGGCUAAGUGCAGACUUGACCACUCCAGGACUUAUUCUAGACAGGCAGGGCAAGAGAAGAUCUGAAUGGAAGAAUGAUAAUGUGCCCUAUGGCUGCAUGCAAGGAAGGAACUCUGGCAUAAAACUCUACAGCCACAUGUACGGCACACAUACAGAAUCCUGGAAAUGGUCGUUUGGUAAGGGUGCUGGGAACUGUAGCUCUGUAAAGGGUAAACUAUAGUUCCCAGUUACUUUGUGGGGAAGCCAUGUGCUUUAAAUAUAUGUUGUGUAUGUAGCCUACACCUACUGAGCUCAGUAUGAAUCCAGAUUUUUGAAGAGUC